AGAUCAAUUUUGUCAAACAACCCCCGGGUUUUAAGCCGGACAGCGACGAGCCAUCGCCAUGUCCGGCCAGAAUCAGGCGAGCCUGAUGGCCUCGGCCGCAAUGACCGAAGCAGGUCUUGCUUUUGUCGCCCAGCCAUCAUCCAUGCCCCAGAUUCGCCGUCCUACACACUCCAGUGCUCAGUCGCGGCCGGAGGGGUCAAAUGGCUCCCUCUCCCAGGCCGCCAUGGGCGGAUCCUUGCUUGGCCUCACGGCCAUGUCACGGCGCCAGAAGCGGGCCAAGCGUGCGGGCCUGCGGGUGGCGACGGCUGAUGUCAAGACGCUGAAUGCCCCGGAUGGCGAGGAUGAGAUGAUGGCAGGCGUCUCUGGCGGGGCCAUGGGAGGCUACACGCAAUCCAACGUGGCAUCGCGCCGCGUGGUACCCACAGAGGCGCAACAGAAGGGCAGGAAGUACGUGAAGGUGGUCUACGUGGUCCUGGAGUCCCAGUACCAGUCAGCCAUGACGACUGCAAUCAAGCAGAUCAACAAGACCCCGGGCCCCGUAUGCAUGGAGUGCGUCGGGUACUUGCUGGAGGAGAUUCGCAGCGAGGCGAGCGAGGCUGAGCUGGCAAAGGAUAUGCAGGAUGCCAACAUCUUCAUUUGCUCUCUGAUCUUUGUGCAAGAGCUCGCGGAGAAGCUGGUGAAGAUAGUGGAACCUUGCCGAGACCAGCUGGAUGCUUGCCUGUGCUUCCCCUCUAUGCCGGAGGUGAUGAAGCAAAACAAGCUCGGGACCUUCGAUCUGACGCAGAUCGCUGGCGGUCCGUUGGGCAACUUUGCGCAGCAGGUCAAAGAUCUCAGGCAGAAGUCUCUGUCGAAGAGCAAGCCCACCACCGGCGGAAACUUUCAGGACAGCUUGCUGAAGCUUGUGAGAACCUUGCCCAAGGUCUUGAAGUUUUUGCCGGGUGACCAGGCCAAGGAUGCCAGGACUUUUGUGCUGUCCCUGCAGCACUGGCUGGGUGGCACUCCUGAGAACCUGGAGGCCAUGCUGCUCCGCGUCGCAGGGGGCUACGUGAAAGGUGUGGAGGAGAUCGAUACAGAGUCGCUGAUGGAUCCUGUGGUGCUGCCGGACAUGGGAAUUUGGCACCCGCUGGCACCUCAGAUCUUCGACACCAUGGCGGACUACCGGGAGUGGUACGACAAGGUCCACUGCCCCGCCGCCGGCCUUGCAGUCGACGCGCCCACCAUUGGGCUGGUGCUGCAGAAGUCCCACAUCGCCACCAAAGACGAUGGCCACUAUGUGGGCAUGGUCCAGGAGUUGGAGCGCCGCGGCGCCCGGGUGGCAUGCACCUACACGGGGGGCCUGGACUUCUCCGUGCCCGUGCAGGACUUCCUGAGCUUGCCCAGCGGUGAGGGGGCCGUGGACGCGCUGGUGAACCUCACGGGCUUCUCGCUGGUGGGUGGCCCUGCGUCCCAGGAUGCCAAGAAGGCCAAGGAGGUGCUGAUGCGCUUCAACCGGCCCUACUUGGUCUCGGUGCCUUUGGUUUUCCAGUCCUUCACGGAGUGGCAGAACAGCCAGCUGGGUUUGCAUCCCGUUCAGGUGGCUCUGCAGGUGUCGCUUCCGGAGAUUGACGGGGCCAUCGAGCCCCUCAUCUUCUCGGGGCGCGACGGCACCAGCGGUCGGUCCAUUCCCAUGCAGGACCGCAUCAGCUCGCUGGCCACCCGGUCCUUGAACUGGGCCAACUUGCGGCGGAAGCCCAACUCGGAGAAGAAGCUGAGCAUUUGCGUGUUCCAGUUCCCUCCGGACAAGGGCAAUGUUGGCACCGCCGCCUACCUGGACGUAUUUGGCAGCAUCCAUGCAGUGAUGAAGGAGCUGAAGAGCCAGGGCUACACUGUGGACGACAUCCCGGAGGAUGCCCAAGGACUGCAGAAGUCCAUCCUGGAGGACCCUGAAGCCUCCAUGUCCAUGUCGGACUUGAACGUGGCCUACCGCAUGAGCGUGAACGAGUAUGAGACCUUGUGCCCCUUCGCCCAUGACCUGCGGGAGAACUGGGGGCCGCCGCCGGGAGAGCUCAACACGGAUGGCCAGGACAUGCUGAUUUACGGCAAACAGUUCGGCAACGUCUUCAUCGGCGUUCAGCCCACCUUCGGCUACGAGGGAGAUCCUAUGAGGUUGCUCUUUGCCAAGUCGGCUUCGCCUCACCACGGCUUUGCAGCCUUCUACACGUACCUGGAGUUCAUCUUCAAGGCGGACGCCUUGUUGCACUUCGGCACCCACGGGUCUCUGGAGUUCAUGCCCGGCAAGCAAGUGGGCAUGUCAGGCGGCUGCUACCCCGAUCGACUGAUCUCGGUCCUGCCGAACAUCUACUACUAUGCGGCCAACAACCCUUCAGAGGCAACCAUCGCCAAGCGCCGAUCCUAUGCAUCCACCAUCUCAUACUUGACCCCGCCAGCGGAGAAUGCCGGACUUUACAAGGGCCUGAAGGAGCUGAGCGAUUUGGUGAAGUCCUACCAGGGCCUGCGGGAGAACGAGCAGCGAGGCGCCUCCAUCGUGAACAGCAUCAUUGCCACAGCCCGGCAGUGCAACCUGGAUAAGGACAUCGACAACCUGCCCAGCGAGGAGGAUGAUAUGGCCAAGGUGACCAUGGAGCAGAGAGAUGACGUGGUGGGCAAGGUCUAUCGCCUGCUCAUGGAGAUCGAGAGUCGUGCCCUGCCUAUGGGCCUCCACCAGGUCGGGGUGCCUCCCACAGCGGCGGAGUCUGUGGCCACCUUGGUGAACAUCGCGCAGCUGGACCGCCCGGAGAUGGGCAUCAGGAGCUUGCCGCGCAUCAUCGCAGAAACCCAGGGCAAGGACAUCGAGGCGGUCUACAAAGGCAACAACGAGGGCAACUUGGAGGACGUGGCCCUGAUCCAGCAGAUCACCGAGGCCUCUCGGAAGGCCGUGGGGGCGCUGGUGGCGCAGUCCACCAACGAGGAGGGCCGCGUGUCGGAGGUGAACCCCUUCGGGGACAUCUUCAACUUCUUCAUGGGCGGCUCCCCCUACAAGAAAGCGCUGGAGGAGGUUGGCUUCGACUGCCCCGACGACCAGCUGAAGCCACUCUUCGAGUAUCUUCAGGUGUGCCUGGGGGAGGUGGUCCGCAACAACGAGGUGCCCAGCCUCAUCAAGGCGCUGGAUGGCAAUUUCAUUGAGCCAGGCCCAGGGGGUGACCCCAUCCGCAACCCCGACGUGCUGCCGACUGGCAAGAACAUGCACGCCCUGGAUCCUAACUCCAUCCCCACCAAGGCGGCUUGCGAUGUGGCCCUGGUGGUCGUGGAGCGGCUGCUGGACUCCUUGAAGGAGCAGCAGGGGGGCGAGCUGCCGGAGUCGAUCGCCUUCACGCUCUGGGGCACGGACAACAUCAAGACCUACGGAGAGAGCUUGGCACAGGUGCUGGCCCUGGUGGGCGCCCGCCCGGUGCCAGACUCCCUGGGCCGCGUGAACAAGGUGAAAGGUUUGGCCUCCUGGCUUGAGCCAUCUUGGGCUCAUGUUGGGGUGCAGUUGAUCCCUCUGGAGCAGCUGGGCAGGCCCCGCAUCGAUGUGGUGUGCAACUGCUCGGGUGUCUUCCGAGACUUGUUCAUCAACCAGAUGAACCUCCUGGACCGUGCCAUCAAGGAAGCUGCGGAGGCGGAUGAGCCUUUGGAGAUGAACUUUGUGCGAAAGCACGCCAUGGAGCAGGCCGAGGAGUUGAACAUCUCCUUGCGGCAGGCGGCCACGCGGGUUUUCUCCAACGCAGCGGGAUCCUACUCGGCGAACGUGGGUAUCGCCAUCGAGAAUGGCGCAAAAGUGGACGAGGACCAGCUCCAGGAGCAGUUCGUCACGCGCAAGGGCUUCGCCCUGAGCUCCGACGCGCCCGGGGAGCUGCAGGAGGCCUCCAGCCUCUUCAAGUCCGCCCUGCAGAAGGUGGACGUGACCUUCCAGAACCUGGACAGCAGCGAGAUCUCUUUGACGGACGUGUCGCACUACUUCGACAACGACCCGACGAAGGUCGUGUCCAACCUGCGCAAGGACGGCAAGAAGCCGGCGUCCCUGAUCGCGGACACCACCACCGCCAACGCGCAGGUCCGAUCGCUCUCUGCCCAGGUGCGCCUGGACAGCCGCACCAAGCUGCUGAACCCCAAGUUCUACGAGGCGAACCUCAAGGGCGGCUAUGAGGGCGUCCGAGAGAUCUCGAAGCGUAUGCGGUUCACCUUCGGCUGGAGUACCACUGCUGACGCGGUUGAUAACUUCGUGUACGAAGACUGCAACACGACCUACAUCCAGGAUGAGGAGAUCAAGAACAAGAUGCUGGAGGCCAACCCGGAUGCCCUCAGGGACAUGGUGGAGACCUUCCUGGAAGCCAACGCCAAGGGCUACUGGGACACCUCCGAGGACAACCUUGAGAAGCUGAAGGAGGUGUACCAGGAGUGCGAGGAUCGCAUUGAAGGUGUGGAUUUUACAGCCUAAAGCGGCCUUCCACGUCCUGCGGUAAUGCAUCCUCGUCGGCUCCUAGUUCGUUACUUCCUGCCAACGAGCGUCGCUUUGUAGCGGCUUCAGUGGAGCGCAAAGUGUCUCCCGUUAUGUUUGAUUAAGCCCAAACAGCCUGACAUUUGGGAGGUGCGGACCUCCCAACUUCGGGGGCAAAAGCACGUGCCCCUGACUUUUUUUCGAAUCUGCUCUGUCGUCCGGGGCGGUGCACCGUGCGACUCAGAGGACACG
Effrenium voratum is the source of this 4708-nucleotide messenger RNA. The record is from the annotation of a GenBank genome assembly. NCBI's taxonomy places the organism in Eukaryota, Dinophyceae, Suessiales, Symbiodiniaceae.